This is a messenger RNA of Saccostrea cuccullata (small rock oyster), 742 nucleotides long. RefSeq lists its product as uncharacterized. Bases 289 to 624 code for a protein of 111 amino acids. NCBI's taxonomy places the organism in Eukaryota, Metazoa, Mollusca, Bivalvia, Ostreida, Ostreidae. The transcript is spliced from 5 exons. The record is from RefSeq and is a predicted model, not a curated record.
CGACUGCAUUGUCACAGAAAAAUGGCGCGGUUUCCAUGACUGCAUCAAGCUCCGGGGUGUCGUCUGCAGUGUCUGCAUCCAAAGCCAAUAGAUCAGCCGAUCCUAUAGAGCAACAUGAUGCCACCACGUCGAUGCCGCAACAGUCAUAAAAACAGUCAACAAAACAGAUAAAAAGGAAAGCUGCAGCAAUUGCCGCGGCGGCAGUUGCUGCAGCAGCAGCAGCAACUCCUCCAAAAGCAAUCCGACGACCAGCGCCAAAACCUAUAGUACCACGUGAUCCUAUUGUGCAUGCACGACCUCCUGUCGUCAAACCAGCACCAAGACCAACUGUACCACGUGAUCCAAUUGUGCAUGCGCGAUCAACAACCCCGGAACCAAAAGAGGUUGAUGUUGAAACAACUGGGUCCACAUAUUAUAACAGCAAUUACUAUCCUGAUUACUACAACUAUAAUAGUGGUUUUGACGGAAAUGAUCGUAGUGGCAAAAACCAAGGGGACAACACGUGUCCAGUUUUCAAAGAAACAAUCAUGGAGCACCACAUUAUUUUACGGCAUGAUGGAUGUGAAAUCAUUCUAUCACAGGAUGAUGCUAUUCGAUGGUUUGGCAGACCGACAAGGCCGCUAGUGUACUCAAGGAAAUACCUAUAAGGAACUCGAAUACAUCAUAAUUGUUCACCCAGCAAAGCUAUCAUCAUUCCUAUGUACAUCUGCUGUAACAUGCUUUAAUUACUAGCUAUAAUAAA